AUGGCUACAUGUUCGCAAUCAGCGUUAGUUGUGCCAGCUGAGCCAACCACACAACACAUAGAUUUAGGCACACGUAAAGAACAUCAUUGUAAUUGCUACCAAAAUAAAAAGACUGAUCAUGAGGGUACACAGAUUUAUCAGCUGGCUAACGCAAUUGCGGACCUCAAGCGGCCUACACAGGUUUGUGAACUCCUUAAAUUUGACGGGCGCGUCGCGGACUGGUUCAUUUUCAAGAAGGCGUACGACCAGUCGAAGGCACACUUCACCCCAAGUGAAAAUGUCGCCAGACUUAGCGCUGCACUGUGUGGAGCUGCUAAGGAGGCCGUCGCAGUGCGCUUGGUUGCUGCUGAUGAUCCGGACCAGAUAAUGAAGGCUCUUGAGGUUAGAUUUGCACAGCCUGAAGUCAUCAUUCUUCACCAGCUUGCCAUGGUAAGAGCCCUUCCUAAACUCGGUCUUUAUGACAACUCUCGCGAAUUGAAUACUUUUGCCUGUCGUGUUCGCAAUUGUAUUGAUCUAGUUCGCCUACUCAAUCAAAGUGAAUAUCUCGCCUCGCCAGAGUUAUCCAACUCCAUCAUUACUAAAUUGACCCCGCUUGUCAGGUCUAGAUGGGCUGACUUUGCGGCGGCAAGAGUUGGCUCUGGCAAAUUUAAAUUAGAAAUUUUGUCGGAAUUUUUGGAAAACGAAGCAUAUUUACAAACGAAAUUUGGCAUUGUCAUGUCAGAGCCGACGUUUGUCAAAAGUCAAAGUCAGCCUGUCAAGACCAAAGACAAAAUUUAUCAGAAUGUAGUUUUGUCUAGUUCGCCUAGUCAACCAAAAAGUUCCGAAUCAUUGUGUAAAUAUUGCGCAACCGGUACGCACGAGGUAAGCGAAUGUAUAGGAUUCAAAUCGCUUGGUGUAGAUGAUCGGUGGCAGUGGGUCAUGGAUAAUAAGGUUUGCCGCAAAUGUUUAAGGAAGGGCUCUCAUCUGUAUAAAAACUGUAAAAAGCAAUGUGAAGUUGAUGGCUGCGUGGCGAAUCGUAGACAUCAUACGUUACUUCACAAGCUUAGGUCCGACCUGUCGGCUUCCACGACUCAACCGGAAGAGCAAGCUGCCAUCGUAGCGCAUAACGCUGCACCGAUCGUUAGUAAGCGACAACCGCUACUCAAGAUUAUUCCCGUGACGCUUUCAGGUAAAAAGGGUAGUGUCGAUACCUUUGCGCUAUUGGAUGACGGUAGUUCCGCGACGUUGUUAGAUAGAUCAGUUGCUAAUGCACUAGAGGAUGAGGGACCGAGAGAACCUCUGAGAAUUCAUUGCAUCGGGGGUCUCACUAAAUUGUCGGACGUCUCUUUUGUUAAUAUUAAAGUGAGAGGCCGGUACAGCUCAGACACUUUCGAGAUUCGCGCUCGUUCUAUCCCCAAUCUCAGUCUCAGCGCGCAAACUGCCAGCUUUGAUGAUGUCCAGCGAUUCAGUCACCUUACAGAUUUAGCCGACGUCUUAGCUUAUGGGGACGCUCAACCAACAUGCCUUAUAGGAACGGACAACUGGCAUCUUCUCUUGACCCAAAGCGUACGUCGUGGUACAAAAUCUGAGCCUGCCGCUGCCCUUACCCCUUUGGGCUGGGUACUUUUUGGUUUUAUGGGCAACACGGCCAGUUCGGUAGAAUUUGUCAAUCAUGUAAAUCAAGUUGAAGAUGACCAGUUGGACAAUAAUUUAGAACAUCUGGUUAAGAACUACUACAAAUUAGACUCCAUUGGCAUAGAAAAGAAACUUCAUAGUAGUCCUAGCGAUAAACGUGCUAUAGAAAUUCUAGAUGAGACUACGGUGAGGUUAACCUCUGGUCGCUUCCAAACUGGUCUUCUAUGGCGGGACAACAUUAAAAUCAUCCCCAACAAUAAGCGCUUAGCACUGUCCCGAUUUCAAAGUCUCGAAUCUAAAAUGGCUAAAGACAAAACUUACGCGACUUCCUAUAAACAGAACAUUCAGGGUAUGAUUGACAAAGGAUACGCGGAGCUUUGCUCUGGACCACCAACUGGUAACAUCACGUGGUACCUCCCGCAUUUUGGGGUCGUACACCCACACAAAAAGAAGUUACGUGUGGUGCACGAUGCGGCAGCGAAAUGUAACGGGGUGAGCCUGAACUCUAUGCUAUUAUCAGGUCCAGACUUGCUGCAACCCCUGCUUGCUAUUGUCAUGAGAUUCAGAGAAGGUAAGAUCGCUAUUACGGGGGAUAUAAGGGAGAUGUUCCCACAAGUAAAAAUUAGACCUGAGGACCGCGACGCUCAGCGCUUUUUGUGGAGGGAUGACCCUCAGUCCCCUCUCUUAGAAUAUAGGAUGUCUUCUAUGAUUUUUGGAGCAACGUCUAGCCCGUGUACAGCACUCUACUUGAAAAACAAAAAUGCUCUUGAAUUUCAGAAUUCUUAUCCGAAAGCUGCUCAGUCCAUUAUAGAAAAUCAUUACAUGGACGAUUAUCUUGAAAGCUUUGAUAGUGUAGAAGAGGCAGCUAGCUUAGCUUCGGAAAUAGUCACCGUCCAUAAGGCUGCAGGAUUUGAAAUGCGAUCUUGGGUCUCCAAUCAUGCUGAGGCUCUUACCUUAUUACCUUUAGACCUCUGCGCCACUGAAGCUUCUGAGGUAGGGUUAGGUCCAUCUUCUCCAUCGCGCAUUAGAGUUUUGGGAUUGACUUGGCUUGUUGGCGAUGACUCCUUGUCCUUUCUUAAGUCCAUCCCGAAAUUUCCCCCAACGCUUACGAAACGUUCUGCCUUGUCUUUGCUUAUGUCGGUGUACGAUCCGUUAGGGUUGAUAACGCCUCUUAUUAUAAAGGGUCGAAUUCUUUUCCAAAAGACAUGGAAGUUAGGUUUGGAUUGGGAUCAAAAAUUAUCUGAGGGGUUAGUUCUAAAAUACCAGUCGUGGUUCCGGGAACUUGAGAUCGUAUCAGGGAGCGCUAUUCCCAGAUGUUAUUCGGAGGGAAAGCAAGUUAUAGAAAGUCAGCUUCACGUCUUAUGCGACGCUAGCGAGCUAGCUUACGCUUGCGUUGCCUACUGGCGAUUUGUUUUAUCGGAUGGUUCAGUCAAAUUGGCGCUUAUAGGAGGCAAAGCUAGGCUCGCGCCACUAAAACCAGCGACUAUUCCGAGAAUGGAACUUCAGGCGGCGUUGAUAGGCGCGCGUUUUGCUGCUUACAUUAUUGAGGCUCACAAAAAUAACCCCUUUAAAACGUUUCUGUGGUCUGAUUCGAUUACAGUGCUGAAAUGGUUACGUAGCGACGCCUGCACAUUUAAGCCAUUCGUGUCCUUUCGUGUAGCCGAGAUCUCGGAUCUUACUGAUGUACAGUCUUGGAGAUAUGUCCCUAGUGGCUUAAAUGUUGCUGACGACGCCACGCGCGAUACAGCGGAGUUCUCUCUACAUUCACGUUGGUUCACUGGCCCGACUUAUCUUCUUUCACCGGAAGCUACGUGGCCUCGCGAACCGCUUCACGCUGAUUCUUCAACCACAAGUGAAAUAAAAAUGGUUGAAUGCUUGGUCGUACCUUCUACAGAAUCCCCGGCUCUUUCGCCUGUGGUCGCAGACCAUCGGAGAUUCAGCCGAUGGAUUCGCCUGCUCAGAGCCACAGCUCGAGCACACCAGUCGGCAAAAAUUUUUAGGACCUUAUUACCUCUAAAUUCUAAAUUGUUUCUAAAUUCACCUCGUUGCGAUCGAAAAUUACCUCUUUUAUCAGCCGACGACUUAAACUCGGCAGAGCAUCAUUUACUCAUGUCUGUACAACGCGAUUCAUUGUCCGAAGAGCUUGAUUGUGUUAACGCAGGACGCCCCGUUUCUAGAUUAAGUAAACUUAAGAACGUGUCCUUGCUCGUCUGUAACGGUCUUCUACGGUUAUCCGGUCGCACAUCCGCUUCAGAUGCCAUUGAGUCCCGCCCAAUUGUCCUUGAUGGAAAGCAUCAGAUAACAAGACUGUUGAUUCAUGACUACCAUAUACGAUACGCUCACGCAAACAAUGAACUCGUCGUCAACGAAAUGCGCCAGAAGUUCUACAUCAUCGGCCUGAGAUCUGCCGUCAAACAAGUUGCUUCAAGAUGUCAGCGUUGCAGAGUAUGGAAGGCUAGACCUGUGCCGCCGCCCAUUGGCGACUUACCAGACGUGCGGAUGGCCAUCUAUGAGCGCCCAUUCUCCUACGUCGGUUUGGACUAUUUUGGCCCUCUCAAUGUCACGAUCAGCCGGAAGCAUGCGAAAAGAUGGGUCGCGCUCUUUACCUGUAUGACUGUCCGAGCAGUUCACCUGGAAAUCGUCGAUAACCUGUCAGCGGACUCUGCGAUAAUGGCCCUACGCCGCUUCAUAUCUCGUCGAGGCUGCCCGAUUUGCAUCUAUUCUGACAAUGGGACGGCUUUCGUUGGGGCCUCUAAGAUGUUAGCGGAAGUCUAUGAGUUCGCGACCACCAAGCGGAUACAGUGGAAAUUUAUCCCGCCGUCGGCUCCUUUCAUGGGUGGAUGCUGGGAGAGAUUGGUACGGAACGUCAAGUCUGCGCUAUCCGCAACCUUGAAAGAACAGUCACCCAGAGAAGAGACACUCCACACCCUACUCCUUGAAGCAGAGGCUAUAGUUAACUCUAGGCCGCUGACUCACGUGUCAACGGAACCCGAUGCAGAGGAGGCGCUUACGCCGUUUACGUUCCUUAUCGGCACCCCUUCGUACGAUCUACAAACACGGCCGUUCGACGACACCGAUCUUUCCAGCCGGGCACAGUGGCGGAAGGCACAGCGUCUGGCCGACCAUUUUUGGCAGCGCUUCACCAAAGAAUACCUGCCCAGCCUAGUCCCUCGCCGCUCUUCACCGACGGCUUCUACGAGCUUCAUCAUUGGCGAUCUGGUGGUCAUAGUGGACGGGACUCUACCCAGGCGUUGCUGGCCACGUGGCCGCAUCGUUGCUACCUACCCCGGCAAGGACCGGAUAGUUAGGGUAGUGGAUGUUCAAACUAAAGGGGGUGUCCUGCGUCGGCCCGUAAAAAAAUUGGCCAAGCUGGUCGUUUCACCCUAA
Ostrinia nubilalis (European corn borer) is the source of this 5001-nucleotide messenger RNA. RefSeq lists its product as uncharacterized. Gene Ontology annotation, molecular function: nucleic acid binding. NCBI's taxonomy places the organism in Eukaryota, Metazoa, Arthropoda, Insecta, Lepidoptera, Crambidae. The coding region runs from base 1 to 5001 and encodes 1666 amino acids. The transcript has a single exon. The record is from RefSeq and is a predicted model, not a curated record. Gene Ontology annotation, biological process: DNA integration.